Molecule: messenger RNA, 1388 nt
Organism: Cajanus cajan (pigeon pea)
Lineage: Eukaryota; Viridiplantae; Streptophyta; Magnoliopsida; Fabales; Fabaceae
Gene: LOB
Product: Lateral organ boundaries (LOB) domain family protein
Source: RefSeq, a predicted model, not a curated record
UAUUCUUUCUAGUCUCCCUCCAUUUAUUCCCUUUGUCUUUUGCAUCCAUUCCUUCUCCAUCCACUCAAUGCUGUUUGCCUUCCCCUCACUACUAUCACCUUUUACCACUUAAUUAUCAGCUUUUCAUCACCCUCUCUCUCUCUUUCUCUCUCUCUCACUAUAUCUGUUUGUCGCUCUCCCCUUGUGCCUCUCUUUUAAUUAGGGUUUCCUCUUUAGGAGUUCUCCAUCCUUUAACAAAUCUGAGGCUUAUACCUCUCGUUGGCUUAGCCUACUUUGUCCCAGGAGAAAAAAAAAAGAGAACAGCUUCUGAAGGACCUCCAACAAGGGAAAAAAGGUACUUCCCUUUUAGUUCAUCUUAUACCAAAGAAACCUACUUCAAAAACAGUGCAGGAAAAAUGGCCUCAUCCAGCUCCUACAAUUCUCCCUGUGCUGCCUGCAAAUUCCUGAGGAGGAAAUGCAUGCCAGGAUGCAUCUUUGCACCUUACUUUCCACCCGAAGAGCCUCAAAAAUUCGCAAACGUCCACAAAAUUUUCGGUGCUAGCAAUGUGACCAAACUCCUCAACGAGCUUCUCCCUCACCAGAGGGAGGAUGCAGUGAACUCCCUCGCCUAUGAAGCAGAGGCACGUGUGAGGGACCCAGUUUACGGCUGUGUUGGAGCCAUCUCUUUCCUGCAGAGACAAGUUCAAAGGCUCCAGAAGGAGCUCGAUGCUGCAAACGCUGAUCUGCUACGCUAUUCCUACACUGACAUCUCUCCAGUAUCUCUUUCUGUGCCACCAGGACUUGCUUCAUUUCAACAAGUGCCCCAAAGGCAAUUUACUGCAAGAUUUGGUAACGAAGCAAGUGGGUUUUAUCGCCAAUCUACCACCACUGCUUAUACUUUUCCUUACGCUCUUCCCUGGACUGAUUCCUCUUCGGAGGACAUUAGUGAGGGAGGAGGAGCAGGAGGUAAUUUGUGAAUUAAGUUGGCGGUAUUAACCCUUUCUAGGGUUUAUGCUUUUUGAGGAGUGGCCUGCAAUAUUCUGAUGGCGUGAUGAUAUUAUAUAUGUCUAUUGUGGACUCUUGGACCUUGGUGUUGUGUAGCCUUAGUUGGACUCUUCUCUAGCUAGGUGACUGAAGCUCUACCGUGUCUCUUAAUUUAAUUUGUUGUUGCCUUUUCUUUUCUAGAUGAUGACCGUGUAUUGUUUAAGACUUAUAGCCAUGAACUUAGGUAGUCUUUUCUUUAGAGCCUAAAUAAGUUGGUAGAACAUGCAUAGUAAUGUAUGUGGCUACUAGACCUCUUAUCGUGUAUUAAUGCAACUCUAGGCAUGUGCUAUGUGAACCGGAAUUGACAUGUUUUUCGAUCAUUAUUUAUGAUUAAGAAUAGUAAGCAGUAACGUUAGUUAGUUGUA